This is a messenger RNA of Drosophila elegans, 1673 nucleotides long. RefSeq names its product segmentation protein fushi tarazu. Gene Ontology annotation, biological process: anterior/posterior pattern specification; negative regulation of transcription by RNA polymerase II. NCBI's taxonomy places the organism in Eukaryota, Metazoa, Arthropoda, Insecta, Diptera, Drosophilidae. Gene Ontology annotation, molecular function: DNA-binding transcription factor activity, RNA polymerase II-specific; RNA polymerase II cis-regulatory region sequence-specific DNA binding. The record is from RefSeq and is a predicted model, not a curated record. Gene Ontology annotation, cellular component: nucleus.
AUGGCCGCCACCAACAGCCAACAGAGUCACUACAGCUACGCCGACAACAUGAACAUGUACAACAUGUACCACCCCCACAGUUUGCCGCCCACCUACUACGAUAACUCCGCCAGCAAUGCCUACUACCAGAACAGUUCCAGUUACCAGAGCUACCAAAGCUACUAUCCGCAGGAGAGCUACUCGGACAGCUGCUACUACUACAACAACAUCCAAGAGCAGUCCCAGACCGCCCAAACCGCCCAGUCAGCGCCAAUCACACCCCCACCGAAGUGCGCCAAGCGGAAGGCCGAAGAGGAUGCCAUCAUCGCCGCCGUUGAGGAGCGACCCAGCACCCUGAGGGCUCUGCUCACCAACCCCGUGAAGAAGCUGAAGUACACCCCCGACUACUUCUACACCACCGUGGAGCAGGUGAAGAAAGCCCCGGCUCCGGUCUCGGUCCCGGUCUCCAAGGUCGCCGCCAGUCCCGCCCCCAGCUACGAGCAGGAGUACGUGGCCGUGCCCACGCCCAGCGCCUCCGAGGACGUCGACUACCUGGACGUCUACUCCCCCUCGCAGUCGCAGUCGCAGAAGUCGCAGCUGAAGAAUGGCGACUUUGCCACCCCGCCGCCAACCACGCCCACCUCCCUCCCGCCACCCGUCGAGGGCAUUAGCACGCCACCCCAGUCGCCGGGGGAGAAGUCCUCGUCGGCUGUCAGCCAGGAGAUCAAUCAUCGAAUUGUGACAGCCCCGAACGGAGCCGGCGAUUUCAAUUGGUCGCACAUCGAGGAGACUUUGGCAUCAGAUUGCAAAGACUCGAAACGCACUCGCCAGACAUACACUCGCUACCAGACCCUGGAGCUCGAGAAGGAGUUCCACUUCAAUAGGUACAUCACUCGGCGUCGUCGCAUCGACAUCGCCAAUGCCCUGAGCCUGAGCGAACGGCAGAUCAAGAUCUGGUUCCAGAACCGACGCAUGAAGUCCAAGAAGGAUCGCACGCUGGAGAGCUCGCCGGAGCACUGUGGUGCGGGCUACUCGGCGCUGCUGCCGCCACUGGAGGCCACCACCACCAGCUCUGGUCCUGGCCCCGCUGCGGUGUCAUCAGUGCCCAUGUACCACCACCAUCACCACCACCACCAGGCCACGGCCAGCAGCUAUCCCGCCUACAACCACAACCACAGCCAUGGCCACAGUCACGGCUAUGGCCUGCUGAACGAUUACCCACAGCAGCAGCAGAGCCAUCAGCAGUACGAGGUCUACCCGCAGCAGUACCAGAACCAACAGCAGUGCGGCUACCAGCAGCAUCCGCAGGACCUCUACCAUCUGCCCUGAGCUCCUCGGUACCGCCGUACCGCCGUACCGCCACACACCCAACACGCACUUCCCUCGACCAUUUGUAGGUGACACGCAAAUGGCGAAAGCCGAGAACGAAGCUGCGAAGCGAUGAGUCGCACAGUAGAGGCACAGUAGAGGGCGCAGCGCACUCCCUAUGGUGCCCAGGACCCUUGGGCACAAGGACGAGUGCGCCUGUGCAGCGGCGCAGACAGACACACAGCCUGCCUGCCCAGAGAAAUGAAAUGAUCAGGCACGGGAACAGGAAGAGGAACAGCAAGAGGAAAAGGAUCCUUGCUGCGAGCGGAACCCAGUGGCUGGCCAUGAUGGGUUCUCAGCGAUCGAUUAGCUGCGGCCAAACACAA